Mangifera indica (mango) is the source of this 1441-nucleotide messenger RNA. RefSeq names its product chitinase 2-like. The record is from RefSeq and is a predicted model, not a curated record. Gene Ontology annotation, biological process: carbohydrate metabolic process. Lineage: Eukaryota; Viridiplantae; Streptophyta; Magnoliopsida; Sapindales; Anacardiaceae. The transcript has a single exon. The coding region runs from base 515 to 1426 and encodes 303 amino acids. Gene Ontology annotation, molecular function: hydrolase activity, hydrolyzing O-glycosyl compounds.
UUCGUUUCUCUGUUAUAUAAGAUUACUCAUAAAGACAAGUAUUUGGUGAGUUGCCCUUACUUCAAAUUGUGGUAGUGAGGAUUGAAAGUUUUCAGAGCUGUUAUGCUAGGUGAAGUUGCUGAGAGGAAAGGGAAAAGAAAAAAGGUGCACUGAAGAAUCAAUUUUCAUCUUUCCGGAAAUUUCCUAUACAAUUUACAAACUUGAUGGGCAACCUUCUUAUCAUAAUAUUGUUGAGCUGUGCUUCCACUUGGAUGAAUGCUGUAGAUUCUGUUGCAGGAUCACCUGCCGCUUUAACUGUUUCUCUGCUGCAAUGCCACUUGGCUGCCCAUUUUGCCCUCUCACAGCGGUCCUCAGGAUUGCCGUCCUUGACUGGAAGAUACAAUGCUUUCUAUGACGGCCAAUAAACAACAAUAUUAGAGUAUGAAUUCAAAAGUUAAAAAAUGUAUAUAAUAACAUCUAAUCAGACAAUUCAUUUCAGCUAAAGGCUACACCUCAAAUCUAAUCUUCAAUUGCAAUGGAACUCAUCAAAGUUCUCUGCAUUGCCCUUCUCACUUUUCAAUUUCUUUUCCCCUGCAAUGCAUCGACCCCAAAGAACUCAAACCUCUUUAGAGAAUACAUAGGAGCUGAAUUUAACAAUGUCAAAUUCAGCGAUGUUCCUAUUAACUCAAACGUUGAAUUCCACUUUAUUCUCUCUUUUGCCAUCGACUACAACACCUCAAACUCUCCGUCACCCACCAAUGGAAAAUUCAACGUCUUCUGGGACUCCGAUAAUCUUAGCCCUUCACAAGUUUCUUCCAUCAAAAGCCGGUAUUCAAAUGUCAAAGUUGCAGUGAGCCUUGGAGGAAACACCGUGGGUAAUCAAAACGCUUACUUCAACCCUUCCUCAGUGGACUCCUGGGUCUCCAAUGCUGUUUCUUCACUCACAAGCGUCAUCCAACAAUACAAUUUGGACGGCAUCGACAUUGACUAUGAACACUUCAAUGCUGAUCCUAAUACGUUUUCUGAAUGCAUUGGGUCCCUUAUAAAAACGCUCAAGAAUAAUGGGAUAAUCUCUUUUGCUUCAAUAGCUCCAUUCGACAACGACCAAAUUCAGAGCCAUUACAUGACCUUGUGGAAAAAUCAUGGUCACCUGAUAGAUUAUGUCAACUUCCAGUUUUAUGCUUAUGAUGAGGGAACCAAUGUUACUCAGUUUAUGAAUUACUUCAAGACGCAAAGCGCAAAUUAUGAUGGUGGUAAGGUCCUGGUAAGCUUUAUUAGUGAUGGAAGCAGGGGUCUAUCACCAAAUGAAGGGUUCUUUGAAGCCUGCAUUAUGCUAAGGAGUCAAAACGAACUCAAUGGUAUAUUUGUUUGGUCCGCAGAUGACUCUAAAGCAAAUGGUUUCCUCUAUGAGAAGCUAUCACAAGCACUUUUGGCAAUCUCUUAUUAGUAUUAGUGUUUAUAU